AAGUCAUAACGAAAUCAUUUUGUAACUUAUUUAUACACUUAUCCUAUGAUUGCUACUCUAUUCUUUAAAAUUAUGGCCGAUAUUUCAGAGCGUGUGGUAACCUUAAUUAUACUCGUAUACCAAAUUGUUAUGGUAUUUCGCUCCAUUAGCCCGAUUAAACGAGAGGCUCUGCUCCUGGUUGUCCAUAAUGUGUUUUUUUAUUUUGUCAUCAAUCGCUUCAAGCACUUGGCUCAAGCCUCCAUCAAAUCCCCGGGGCCCGUCAACACCUUCUACUAUAUGCCGGUGGUCUAUGAAGCGACAGCCUCCGAGCAGCGAGCCCAGCAGAUGCACCAAGUCUUCCUCACGCCCAUGUGGAAGUUCUUCGAGACUCUGUUCCGGCAUCAUCUGGCGCUCCUGUUGCCAUUCAAUUUGGCCCUUUUAGUGCCGAACUGCAAGUUGCUGCUCAUUAGCAGUCUGGUCCUCGUCUCCAACUUUGUCAUGUUCGUCUGCUUCAUCGGCAGCCUCUCGUACUGGUUGCUCCUAAGCGACUUUCCCAUGAGCCUCAGGCUGCUGAACAUCGUGUGCUUUGGACCUGGCUUCCAAAUCUGGCUAAUAUUUCGUCUGCUGACACACGUUUGGAUACGAGCUAAUUAAGAGUGGAGCAUUGAAGCACAAAAUUGUCUGUGACAUGUUUUGGCAAAUUGUGGACCUUGUGAUGCAUUCAUUUAUUCGGUCAGUCAACAAAAUCAAUGCCAGAUGUUGGCCAAAAGUUUGCAACCUUCCAACCUUCAAACCUUCAGUCACUGCUCAACUACAACAACAACAACAACAACUACAACUACAAAGUGCAAAUCAAACCAAUAAGCGAACGCAACGAUUGAAAAUAACCCUAAAACUAUGA
Messenger RNA from Scaptodrosophila lebanonensis, 880 nucleotides. RefSeq lists its product as uncharacterized. The record is from RefSeq and is a predicted model, not a curated record. NCBI's taxonomy places the organism in Eukaryota, Metazoa, Arthropoda, Insecta, Diptera, Drosophilidae. The transcript has 5 exons. The coding region runs from base 46 to 633 and encodes 195 amino acids.